This is a messenger RNA of Rhizoctonia solani, 717 nucleotides long. RefSeq names its product short chain dehydrogenase. The transcript is spliced from 5 exons. Gene Ontology annotation, cellular component: endoplasmic reticulum. The record is from RefSeq and is a predicted model, not a curated record. The coding region runs from base 1 to 717 and encodes 238 amino acids. Gene Ontology annotation, molecular function: oxidoreductase activity. Lineage: Eukaryota; Fungi; Basidiomycota; Agaricomycetes; Cantharellales; Ceratobasidiaceae.
AUGGCAGCCCCACCUAGCUCUCCCGUAGUCCUCAUUACAGGCUCCUCACAUGGCGGAAUCGGCUACUCACUUUGCGAAACAUUUGCCGCCAAGGGAUGCAUAGUAUAUGCCUCUGCACGCCGCCUCGAAACUAUUUCCUCAUUCACCCAUCCACACAUUCGUCCCUUGAUCAUGGAUGUAACAUCCGAUGUCUCUGUCCAUAAGGCAGUUGAACAGAUUAUCGAGGAAGCCGGACGGGUGGAUAUUGUCGUUGCCAACGCUGGCGUCCCUUGCCAUGGCCCGAUCCUGGAUAUCUCUAUCGACGAUGCACAAAAGGCGCUAAAUACCAACGUUCUUGGAGUACUACGACUCGCACAGGCGGUAUUUCCCUACAUGGCCUCACGAAAGAGAGGCACAUUUAUAACCAUCGGCUCCGUUAUGGGAUAUAAUGCAUCCCCGUGGGCGGGAAUGUACGCAGCUACCAAGGCAGCCGCACAUGCUAUCACCGAGACGUUGCAGAUGGAAGCAAAAGCAUUGAGCCCAGAUAUCAGAGUUAUGCUCGUUGUCACGGGAGGAGUCAAAUCAAAUAUAGCAAACAACUCUACGUUCGUUCUCCCUUCAACAUCCCUUUUUCAGAACUAUCUCCCAAACAUUAUCACCCGCAUUCAAUCAUCUCAAACAGGGCCCAGUAUGCCUACUGCCGAGUAUGCUAAAGGUUCGUCGUAUGGACCGAUCUAA